Messenger RNA from Rana temporaria (common frog), 1635 nucleotides. It is a transcript of the gene CENPL, whose product is annotated as centromere protein L. The transcript has 5 exons. Bases 218 to 1264 code for a protein of 348 amino acids. NCBI's taxonomy places the organism in Eukaryota, Metazoa, Chordata, Amphibia, Anura, Ranidae. The record is from RefSeq and is a predicted model, not a curated record.
GCGCCUGAGAAUUAAGUCACAUCCGGAAAGCGGAGCGCAAUUUGAAAUCGUAACCGCCAAAGUGGGGCUGGAUCCCGAUUGCCACAGUGGAUGUGUACGGAACCGGCGAGGGCCUCGGAUCGUAUUACUGAUCGGAUAUUAUGAUGAAGAGAUCGCUGCUAUAGAUCGGAGGGUGGAUGUGUGCGGGGAACAGACGGCGAGGAGCGGGAUCGCUGCUAUGCAAACUCCUGCUGACGGGGUGUCGACCCCCAAAAGUAAGUCGGCAUCGCGCAGCAGCGCCCCCUACCAGAACUCUAGGUACCCUCUUGGAUGCCUAACUUCUGCCCGGCGACGUUUAUCAUACCGUCUCCUGUCCAAGCGGAGGGUACCACCGAGCACACCUUUCCAGGAAACCCUCGAUCAACAGAAGGGAGCUUUGUUGCUCCAAAAACAAUGGACUCUUUACAGUGUGACGCCGAUGCAUAAUUUUUCAUAUAACAAGCUAAAGGAAUACUCCAAGCACUUAUCUGCCACCAUUGCGGCUGAAAAGCAGAAGGGUGUUGCUGUUGAUCCGGGGGCAGACUUUAACCUCAAAGCCAGCUUUUCCUGUCUGCCUGGACUCCGGGGGAAAGAGAAAGAUCCAACUGCAGUACUAGUUCAGAUUGCUGGAAAAUCCCAAACUCAGCAUUCCAAGUCGGGCACAGAAGAGCGGAUUGUGUGGACUGGUUGGUUCUGUGGGACAUACGCGGAGGAGGACAUUUUGGAAGUGAUACCACAGACAUUCACCUGUCUUCCACUGUUUCUUAUUAACGGGUCAGAGACGUUCACCACUAUAGUGGGCACUUGGUUCCAACAGGCGUUUGACUGCUGUUUUGGUAAACUGGUGAUCAGGUCACAUGAUCUUAGGUGGUUGGCAGCUAUGUGCGCAGGAUAUGAAGUGCAUGGGCAUGUGCCCACCACAGAACUGGUAUUCUCUGUGCCAGUGGAGCCACACAUGGACAUCUCUUUUGCCAUUCACCCGGAGGAUUUUAAAACCCUGUGGAAUAACAUUCAAAAAUCGAAGGACGAGGUGACGGUGGAGGAAGUAGAACAUUUAUUUCAAUGUCUUUAUUCACAUUUCUUCAGACACUUUAAAAUCCACUUAUCGGCGACGCAGCUGGUAAAGGUGACUGUGGCUGUGGUCUCGGCACACUGUGACGGCAAAGUAAAGUUCUUCAGCAAAGACCAUCUUGUACGAGUGCUUGGAUUUUUCACAGAGAUCGCAAUAAACAAUAUUCAGUAUUAACCACAAGCCAAGACUGACUUCUGUAAUAUAUGUAAAGGACUAAAGUCACACCACAUGCAAAGGAAUCUGCUCUACAAGCCAUCUGCACUAACCAGCCCCUCGGAGUGGAAAGCGGAUCUCUUCAGCAUUACUACACCGUCUGCCCAUCUGGCUCCUCCAUAGGGAUGGCUUAAAGCACUUUUGUGUUUUUUUAUAAUUUUAUCUGGCAGUUCCAGCAUUUGUCAGUUUGUCAAAUAAAUUUUUUAUCAGCAAGUUCUUGAGUACCUAUAAUAAAACCUACCUAAGGGUUAUGCAUGGCGGUAUCCGCGUUCUGAUGGGACAGGUUAACAUACUAAAGCAGCCAGCAUUACUUUUGUUGAUUACAAAAUAAA